ACUACUUGUACUGUACUACGACCGACCUUCUUGUGACUCUCUCUCUCUCUUUCUCCUCCUCUUCCUCCUCCUCCUACUCGAACCUCUCUCCCUCCAUCUCUCCCUCCGUGUCGCGCCUCACCACUCGUGGCACCGAGCCAAGAGGCCCGUCCGCCACACUUCCCAUUCUGCCUCGUUUCCCCCAGCAGACCAAUCGACUUGGGGAGCACUCGACGACGACAACGACGACGACAUGGCCACCGAUGGCGGUCCAUACGCGCCCUAUGCGCCCAGCUACAGUUGGAUCGGCGCUCCAACGACUUUCAACGGCACCAACGAAGACACUGGCGGUGACAGCUCCACCGAAAAUCUGAACCAGUGGUUUUCUCCUGGUGACACUGCCUACAUUAUCGUGGCCUCGGCCAUGGUCAUGGUCAUGGUGCCCGGACUCGGUUUCCUCUACUCCGGGUUGGCACGACGAAAGUCGGCUCUCAGCAUGAUCUUUGCCUGUCUCGGCUCAUACUCGAUCAUGACCUUUCAAUGGUACUUUUGGGGCUACUCGCUCGCUUUCAGCCGAUACGCCACCGACAAUCCGUUUAUUGGUAACCUGAAACAAUUCGGUCUCAUGAACACUCUGGGCUACCCUUCGCAGGGCAGUGUCCUGAUUCCCGAUCUGUUGUACUCCUUCUACCAGCUGCAGUUCGCCGCUGUCACCGCUGCCAUUAUCAUGGGUGCCAUUGCCGAGCGCGGCCGCAUCAUGCCUGCAAUGAUUUUCAUCUUCUGCUGGGCCACCAUCGUGUACUGCCCGAUUGCCUACUGGGUGUGGAAUGCCAACGGGUGGGCCUUCAAGUGGGGAGUGCUCGACUACGCCGGAGGUGGUCCGGUCGAAAUUGCCUCGGGUAUGUCUGCACUCGCCUACUCCAUGGUUCUCGGUAGACGCCAGGAGAAGAUGAUGCUCAACUUCCGUCCCCACAACGUCUCGCUCAUCACUCUCGGCACCGUCUUCCUCUGGUUCGGCUGGCUCGGAUUCAACGGUGGCUCGGCCUUUGGCGCCAACCUCCGUGCCGUCUACGCAUGCUGGAACAGCACCAUCACCGCUAUGUUCGGUGCCAUGACCUGGGUGCUCCUCGACUGGCGCCUCGCUCGCAAGUGGUCCAUGGUUGGUUGGUGCUCAGGUGCCAUUUCCGGACUCGUCGCUGCCACCCCGGCCUCGGGUUUCAUCCCUCUCUGGGCAUCCGUCGUGCUCGGUAUCUCGACGGGAGUCGUCUGCAAUUUCGCCACCAAGAUCAAGUACUGGAUCAAGAUUGAUGAUUCCAUGGAUGUCUUCGCCGAGCACGGCGUCGCCGGCAUGGUCGGUCUCUUCUUCAACGGUGUCUUUGCCGCAACCUACGUCAUUGGCCUCGACGGUGUCAGCACGGGUGCCUUCGCUGGUGGUUGGAUUCACCGCAACUGGAUCCAGCUCGGACAGCAAGUCGCAUACAUUUCCGCGACGACCGCCUGGUCGUUUGUGGUCAGCGCCAUCAUCGCCUACGCCAUCAACUUUAUUCCAGGUCUCAAACUGCGCGGCUCUGACGAGGCCGAGCUGUUGGGCAUGGACGACGAUCAACUCGGCGAGUUUGCAUACGACUACGUCGAGGUGCGUCGUGAUUACCUCGCAUGGACGCCCACCCACGGCGACAUGGAUAAGGGCGAAGUCGAAGUGCCCCAGGGCGAACGACAUGGCAUUCAAGGUCACAGCGACAUGCUCGAGGGCCGAGACCCCAACUCGAGCCAAGACAGCAGCGACGGCACAGCACACACGGGAAUUGGUGGAGACCGUCAUGGCAUAGCAUAUGAGAAGGUGGAGAAGGAUAACCGCGAGAUUCAGAAUGGCGGUCACUAGAGGACUCCCAUUCUUGCGCACGCCUCUUCUUUUUUCUUCUACCGUACUGUAAUUUUUUUUUUCCUCUCUCUUUCGCGUCAAUUAGAUGAUGCCCAGACUAGAAAGAAGGACAAAGUACCUUUUCUUUCUUGGAGAUGAUGAUACCACAGGACAGGACACAUAAAAUCUGUCAAAGCGGCCUUUUUUUCUUUUCUUCAAUGUACGAAAUUGAAAAAUCAAAUAUACCCC
This is a messenger RNA of Sphaerulina musiva SO2202, 2089 nucleotides long. RefSeq names its product ammonium transporter. Lineage: Eukaryota; Fungi; Ascomycota; Dothideomycetes; Mycosphaerellales; Mycosphaerellaceae. The transcript has 2 exons. Gene Ontology annotation, molecular function: ammonium channel activity. The record is from RefSeq and is a predicted model, not a curated record. Gene Ontology annotation, cellular component: plasma membrane. Gene Ontology annotation, biological process: ammonium transmembrane transport. Bases 233 to 1861 code for a protein of 542 amino acids.